Aureobasidium musti is the source of this 537-nucleotide messenger RNA. NCBI's taxonomy places the organism in Eukaryota, Fungi, Ascomycota, Dothideomycetes, Dothideales, Saccotheciaceae. The record is from the annotation of a GenBank genome assembly.
AUGACGGUCAAGAAGAGAGGUUGGUACUUCGGUGCCGAUCCGAACCAGGAUCUCGAAGCACAAGGUCUCGACUGGAUGCUAAAGAGGAUGCUAGGCUCGAGCCACGGGAAGAAGAUGCGCAGAGGCGACCAGUGGCAGUCGAGACUGGUGGCCAACUAUCUCCGAAGGGUGGACAAGUUUAGAGAGCUGUUCUUGUUCUGCGUGCACGUCUUAAGCGGUCAACCCGCCAGAGGAACCGAGAUCACCAGUCUGCGCUUCCGCAACGGAGUGGCCAACCACCGCAACGUCUUCGUCUUGGACGGCAGAGUGAUGACGGUGACGAGCUACCACAAGUCACAAGCAAUGCUCGACAUGCCCAAGAUGGUGCCACGCUUCUUGCCGUGGAGACUGGGGCAGAUCGCGGUCAUCUAUCUCACCCACGUGCGGUGUUCGCCGAGUCGCUGUCGGUGCAGGUGCAGUACGGUCAAGGAUGGAGUGACUACAUCUGGGCGGAUUCGCACGGCCCGUGGGAGACGCAGAAGCUCACCGACACGAUGA